UUAAGUGUGGUAUGGUGAGGAAGUUGCUACAAGAUAUAGACAAAUGCAAAGGGAAGUUGACACAAGACAACAGCAGCACACAACUCAUGUCCUUUCUUUUGCAACAGCUAAAACGCAGAUCAGAGAGAUACUUUAUCACACACCAAAGUAUGCAAGAAAAUAAAGGCUGUUAGUGACGUAAAGGAAACAUUUAUUCUUGUGGCCAAAGGAACCUAAUUUUAACUUCGUUGGCAGUUUCAUCUUGGCCACAGAGCAGUGACUGGUGUAAGAGACUACAGGUUUUCACAGUCAGCGCUCACAAGCAUGGAGGUCAUCUUCAAAGAGGGAAUGCUGUACCUUCAAGCUGUCAAAUUUGGAAAAAAAACAUGGCGGAAAAUGUGGAUGGUGCUUUAUAAACCCAGCUCUCAGGGGGUUGGCCGAUUGGAGUUCUAUGCUCUAGCUGACAGCAGCUGUGUUACCGAGCAGAAAAGGAUGUGCCGACAGAAAACACCAGAAAGAAAAGUCGUGCGUCUAAUUGACUGUCUCAGUGUCACGUUUGCACCAAAGGAGUCUUGCCCGGCUGGCUGCACGGCCUUCUACCUAAACACCACACAGUCAACCUACAUCUUAGCCUCCACAUCAAGCCAGGACUGGGUGAAUGCCCUCUGUCAUCUAGCCUUCCAGAAGGAUCCUGGAGAAUCAGACAAAGGGGAUUUUGAGCAAGAUAAUGGCUUGACCAUGGCGGACAAUGAUCUUUACGCAUCUUGGAAAAGCGAGCUGACGCUUCCUCCAAACCAGUACCAAGUAACCAUCCAGAGCACAGAGGUGUCCAAGAGGUGCAAGCUGUCUGGGAAGUACCUGGUCUCCAUAGAAGGGGAGGCAAUAGAGCUGCUGGACAUGAGAACUCGUUACAUCAUCUUCGACUGGCCAUACAAGCUCCUACGCAAAUUUGGUCAGAUUGAGGGGGGAUUCAGCAUCGAAGCAGGCCGUCGCUGCAAGUCGGGACAAGGCGUGUUCAUGUUUCUGACCCAGCAUGGUCCCCAGAUCUUUCAGACUAUAUCUAAGCAGUGCACAGUGGAGAGGAAUACAGCAGUGCAGCCUCCCAGUGCCAACAGAAGAUCACUAAUUGACCCGUUUCCUGCUCCCCCGCCUGCCACAGCUCACUCUUUCGUCGACCCUUCCAUCUACAGUUUUCCAGAUGUUUCAGCCGACACAGAGGACAAGUUUACCGGCGAUUACCCCAUUUAUGACGACCCUGUGCAGCAGAUAAAACAGCUAUCACUCAAGCCUCCUCUCUUGGGCAGCAACGAGGCUGUGGCAGAGGAAUCUGAGGAUGAGGAUGAGCAGGAAUGGUGCUAUUCCCUGGAGGCUCUAAAUCUGGAUAACAAUAUUGAGGACAGCAUUUACUGCAACUUACCGAGAGGCACGCCUCCUUUGAUGAGAAAAGCCGAGGCAGAUAAUUCAGAUUGCAUUUAUUCAGGGAUAAAAAAAGUCAAUUCUCUGACAAAUCUUCAGCAGGAGCCUUCCUAUCCCCCCUUACCAUUGCCUGUACCCCCACCUCCUCCCUUAUCAUCCGCUUACUCCUUAGCCAAACCCCAAAACCAGCAUGCGCUCCCUGUGAAUAACUCCUUCCAGCCAGAAUACAAUACACAAGCAGACUACGAUGAAGACGAUUUGAAUGAGACUGAGGAGGCCAAUAGCUCCUCUGCUCAAGUUACCCCCUCAGAGGUGCCUGGCAGUUUUAAACACAGGCUGGCAGAAAUCAUUUCUAAGGACUUGGCAAAGUUCCAGCCUCCUCUUCCCUACGGAGCAAGCAGCCUCACAUUUUCUCAGUAGACUAUCAGUUAACAGA
This is a messenger RNA of Maylandia zebra (zebra mbuna), 1831 nucleotides long. It is a transcript of the gene dok3, whose product is annotated as docking protein 3. Gene Ontology annotation, biological process: positive regulation of MAPK cascade; cell surface receptor protein tyrosine kinase signaling pathway; Ras protein signal transduction. The record is from RefSeq and is a predicted model, not a curated record. NCBI's taxonomy places the organism in Eukaryota, Metazoa, Chordata, Actinopteri, Cichliformes, Cichlidae. Gene Ontology annotation, cellular component: cytoplasm.